This is a messenger RNA of Chaetura pelagica (chimney swift), 2901 nucleotides long. RefSeq names its product nuclear factor of kappa light polypeptide gene enhancer in B-cells 1 (gene NFKB1). NCBI's taxonomy places the organism in Eukaryota, Metazoa, Chordata, Aves, Apodiformes, Apodidae. The coding region runs from base 1 to 2901 and encodes 966 amino acids. Gene Ontology annotation, cellular component: cytoplasm. Gene Ontology annotation, biological process: canonical NF-kappaB signal transduction; response to cytokine; cellular response to stress. The transcript has 23 exons. The record is from RefSeq and is a predicted model, not a curated record. Gene Ontology annotation, molecular function: DNA-binding transcription factor activity, RNA polymerase II-specific; RNA polymerase II cis-regulatory region sequence-specific DNA binding; protein binding.
AUGGCAGGAGAAGAUUCCUAUAUUCUGGGAGUGUCUGAUCCCCAAAUGUUUGCAAUGGAUCAGUUAAUGGGAAUGAAUGCAUUAUUUAAUAAUACAAAUUACAUCACUUCAGACUUGCCGCUACGAACAGCAGAUGGACCGUAUCUUCAAAUCAUAGAACAGCCAAAACAGAGAGGGUUUCGUUUUCGAUACGUGUGUGAAGGGCCUUCACAUGGUGGACUUCCUGGUGCUUCUAGUGAGAAGAACAAGAAAUCAUACCCUCAGGUCAAAAUCUGCAAUUAUGUUGGACCUGCAAAAGUUAUCGUCCAGUUAGUUACUAAUGGGAAAUACGUCCAUUUACAUGCUCACAGCUUGGUGGGUAAAUUUUGUGAAGAUGGAGUAUGCACAGUUAAUGCAGGACCUAAAGAUAUGGUUGUAGGGUUUGCAAAUCUUGGAAUACUUCACGUCACAAAGAAGAAAGUACUUGAAACUCUGGAAACACGCAUGAUAGAUGCUUGCAAGAAAGGAUACAACCCGGGACUCUUGGUGCAUCCUGAACUUGCAUAUUUGCAGGCAGAAGGAUGUGGAGACAGACAGCUAACUGAACAAGAGAGAGAAAUCAUUCACCAGGCAGCAGUUCAGCAGACCAAAGAGAUGGAUCUCAGUGUGGUGCGUCUCAUGUUUACAGCCUUUCUCCCUGACAGCAAUGGUAGUUUCACACGAAGACUUGAUCCUGUUAUAUCUGAUGCAAUAUACGACAGCAAAGCUCCCAAUGCCUCCAACUUAAAAAUUGUAAGAAUGGACAGAACAGCAGGGUGCGUAACAGGAGGGGAAGAGAUCUACCUUCUCUGUGACAAGGUUCAGAAAGAUGAUAUUCAAAUACGUUUCUAUGAAGAAGAUGAGAAUGGAGGUAUGUGGGAAGGCUUUGGAGACUUUUCUCCUACAGAUGUACAUAGACAGUUUGCUAUUGUGUUCAAAACACCCAAGUAUCGAGAUGUCAAUAUCACAAAGCCAGCAUCUGUAUUUGUACAACUGCGUCGGAAAUCUGAUCUAGAAACAAGCGAACCAAAGCCUUUUCUCUACUAUCCAGAAAUCAAAGAUAAAGAAGAAGUGCAAAGGAAGCGGCAGAAGCUGAUGCCAAACUUCUCUGAUGGCUUUGGUGGAGGCAGCGGCGCAGGAGGCAGCGGCAUGUACGGAGGGGCAGGCGGCGGCGCUGGCUCUGGGUUCAGUUAUCCUUCAUAUGGAUACUCUGCUUUUGGAGGGAUGCAUUUCCACCCUGGCACAACAAAAUCCAAUGCUGGAAUGAAACAUGGACUAUCAAACAGCACAGCUGAAGGAGAUGGGAAGGCCUCUGAUAAACAAAGUGACCAACGGGACAUGAAACAUCAUGUGAAAGUGAAAACUGUGGAGAGCAAUGAGUGCAGAACCUCUGGUGAUAAUGAGAAGAAGGAUACUGCAUCUUGUAAAACUGAAGGGAAUGAAGCAGAUUGCAGGUGGCAGGGAAAUGUUGCUGUCAACAAUUUUGCUCAUCUGUCAUCAGAGCAGUAUGCAGGGAAGGAGUAUGUAGUGGUGUUCUGUGGCUUUGAGACAGAAGGUGUUGAUCUUGUCCUUCAUUUAGCAAUUAUCCACCUUCACGCUGAGCUGGUGAAAAACCUCUUGGAAGUGAUGCCUGAUUUGAAUUAUAAUGACAUCAUUAACAUGAGAAAUGACCUUUAUCAGACCCCAUUGCACCUGGCAGUGAUCACAAAGCAGGCAGAGGUGGUAGAAGACUUGCUGAAGGCUGGAGCAGAUGUCAGCCUCCUGGAUCGCCAUGGUAAUUCUGUCUUACAUUUAGCUGCUACUGAAGGAGAUGACAAGAUUUUGAGUCUGCUCCUCAAGCAUAAGAAGAUAUCUCCAGUGGUCAACCUUUUCAAUGCUGAAGGUCUCACUGCAAUUCACCUGGUGGUGAUGGCAAAUAGCAUGUCCUGCCUCAAACUGCUGAUUGCUGCUGGAGUUAAUGUCAAUGCUCAGGAACAAAAAUCUGGACGAACUGCACUGCAUUUAGCUGUUGAACAAGAGAACAUCCCUUUGGCAGGCUGCCUUUUGCUUGAGGGUGAUGCAGACGUGGACAGCACUACAUAUGAUGGGACAACUCCUCUUCACAUAGCAGCUGGAAGGGGCUCUACAAAAUUGGCAGCAGUUCUCAAGGCAGCAGGUGCAAAUCCUCACGCUGAGAACUUUGAACCAUUGUUUGAUCUGGACGAUGUGAAAGAUGAAGAUGAUGAUGAAGGAAUUGUGCCAGGAACAACACCACUGGAUAUGGCGGCCAAUUGUGAGGUGUAUGACAUAUUAAAUGGCAAACCCUAUGAGUCAGCAGUGAUUUCAGAGGACUUACUGACACAAGGACAUCUGAAAGAGGUGAAUGAAAGUUCCAAGAUGCAGCUUUACAAGCUGUUGGAAGCACCUGAUCCAAGUAAAAACUGGUCCACUUUAGCACAAAAGCUGGGUCUUGGCAUACUUACCAAUGCCUUCAGGUUGAGCCCUUCCCCAUCGAAGACUUUGCUAGAUAACUAUGAGGUUUCCGGUGGUACAGUUCAAGAGUUGAUUGCUGCUUUGAGACAGAUGGAUCACACAGAAGCCAUUGAAGUAAUUCAGAAAGCACUAUCCAUCUCACAAAGUCCACCUCACCAAGAGGACAAUACAGCAAAUGCUCUUCCAUCCUCAUCACCACUCACCUUUGUAAACAGAGACACAGGUGAGCUUUACAAUAACAAAUUUCAAGACAAUGAAAGCGUGUGUGACAGUGGUGUGGAGACCUCGUUUCGCAAACUGAGCUUUACCUACUCAGACUCUCUGAACAGCAAGUCAUCAGUAACACUGAGCAAAAUUACCCUAGGCUAUGGACAUGAAAGUUCAGUGCCAACCAACUACAUAGCCGACUAG